Messenger RNA from Homarus americanus (American lobster), 4778 nucleotides. RefSeq names its product Krueppel-like factor 16. The record is from RefSeq and is a predicted model, not a curated record. The transcript has 3 exons. The coding region runs from base 16 to 1206 and encodes 396 amino acids. Gene Ontology annotation, biological process: regulation of transcription by RNA polymerase II. Gene Ontology annotation, molecular function: RNA polymerase II cis-regulatory region sequence-specific DNA binding; DNA-binding transcription factor activity, RNA polymerase II-specific. Lineage: Eukaryota; Metazoa; Arthropoda; Malacostraca; Decapoda; Nephropidae.
UGAGUUGGCGGCCACAUGGUGCGUCGUGAGGAUCAGCUGAUGCCAGAGAGCGGUAGCGUAGCACGUGAACGCGCAGUUCAGCACGAAUCGUCGAAGAGGACGGGCACGCUCGGUCCUCUCUUAUUGAAGUGUGACCUGCAAUAUAUAUUUAGUGUGGUGAUAGUGAAUCAUUUGACUGAGUUUUAUAUAUUAUCAGUGAACACAAUGGCAAGCUUAACACUUGAAGAAGACCUUAAUGCAGCUGCAUGUUUAGUUGCCAUGAAGGGUGGUGGUAGGGUGAGCCCGUGGGCGGCUCCAGACACCCACAGUCAACGCCCACGACUUCAAGUAAAAACUCAUCUACCGCUGCAGAACCCGUACCAUGACCCACCGCCCACACACACCCCGGCUUCCAGUCCUGAACACUCCCCGUCAGUAGAAUACACACACCACGCCCCACCUCUCUCUCCCGCCCACCAUAUGUAUCAGCCUCCUACUCCGCCCACACCUCCGUCGCCCCCCACGCCGAAUUUGGAGGAUCACUCAUACUGCCCCCCAAUGGAAACCACAGACCCAGCUAACGAUCGCUCCGUGUACCUGAUCGCCCGCAUCUUGGCUGACCUAAAGCGUGUGCAGCAAGAUAGGAAAGAGGUGCGGGAUAAAGACCCCCCACCACCACCACCAGACUCACAAACACCCGCCCACACACCUCCACAGACCCAGGAACUACCACUAGACUUCAGCAGGAGAGGCCUGCCUGAGGUAACAGCAACAGAGCCAGCAGCCGCGCCACGGACGCCCAGAGGUAUGGGUGGUAGGCGUGGGCGUGGUCGGGCAAGCCAGCAGAAAGUAGAGGAUAAGCGCGCCCAUCCGUGCACCUUUCCCGGCUGUGACAAAAUAUACGGCAAGUCUUCACACCUCAAGGCUCACCUGAGGACACACACAGGAGAGCGGCCUUUUGAGUGCAGAUGGCCCACUUGCCGCAAACGGUUCGCUCGUAGUGAUGAAUUGGCGCGGCACACAAGGACUCACACAGGGGAGAAGAAUUUCGUGUGUCCUGUCUGUCAAAAACGAUUCAUGCGAUCAGACCACCUCAGCAAACACGCACGCCGCCACCCAGACUUUGACCCAGCAUUGCUUCGGCAACGGCGUCAUGCCCUACCAUCACUGCCCACCUCCACAUCUCCUGCUGUUAUGUCAGACAGUGAAGAACCAAGCUCACCUUGAGGUCUGCCAGACAUAGGAUGUGUAUCCAAGCUGCUGCCGUCUCUGUGCCAGAAGCGGACCUUUUGCCGCACAGUACAAAGUGGCGUUAUUUUUCCAGCGCUGCAACCUCAUGAGGGGUGAUGAGGCGUCAUAGUGGUGCAAGAGAGGACCAAUAUGGGAUUGUUUAAGUGAUUCUAUGGUGUGAUGUUCGUUGAAUCCACCCACUGAACGUUCGAUCCACCCACUUACAUAUUUGUAAAUAUUGUUUUUUCUUCGAAAGUUAAUAGGCUCUACCCACUCAGGUCUGUGAGGCAUACCACACAAAACCUACAAUUGCUCAGCAUUACGUAUUGAAGUGCAACAUAAUGUAACGGUGAUCAGUCUCAUGUAUCAUCUGUGCACAUGCUUUCAUCGGCUCAAAACAGAUGUGAUGUAUAUAUAUUUUACAUAAAACAGUUAAUGAUGCUCUUUUGAUAUAUAAUGUAUUUUUAAUUGUGUUCCAUGACUUAUGGGAGUGUAUCACAGUUGUGUCUUGUAAUUCAGAUUCAUAUACAUAUCUUAUAAAUAGGUUCAAAUUGUAAUCAUAUGCACAUGUAUAUGUAUACCUAUGAUACCUAUGUAUUCCUCAUGUAUGAGUGUGUGAUCCUCUAUAUCCAUUUGAAGCACCAUGGAAGACUAUUCUGGGGCUAACCUAAGCCUUUUAAAAGACAGUGGAGCCAGUCGGAAAUCAAUCACUUGGUCUCCAUAGAAUACAGGGUUAUUUGAUAAUCAGAGGAUGUUUUACCCUACCAUGUACAAGAUGUUUGUGUGAUACAGCCAGCAAGAACUGAGCCUGUGGAGUUUUAUUACUGUAUAAUAAAGAAACAUGCUGGAUCUCUCCAAGGUCUGCAUCUGCUGGCUUUCUCACAUGUCUUAUUUUCCGAGUCAUUUCAGUGCAUACAAGUUAAUGUCAGUAUCAAUAACUCAUAUGAUUUGUCUCAAUACCAGUACAUUAAGCACCAUAUAUUUAUAUUGUUGUUUCAAUAACAUACACUCAGGGUGUUUUGUACUGUGGUUGACUUAGGUUUUGAUAUUUAAAUGUCAACCUUUUUAUUUUAUUUUAUUGUACUCAAAAAAGGCUUUACUAUGAUGACGUUAACUUUAUUAUGCUGAUUAUGACAGGUUGUAGUACUUUACCUGGUGCUAUAAAGUGCCUUAGAUGGUUGGAGCACCAAUGUUCCCAGACUCAGCAUCAUCCCUAUGUGUGUAAGAUGUCCAGUCAGUAUCCUCUCCAAAUCAGCCCACUUCUUUCAUCCUUCCUAUCCCUUUUCCUUGUGUUAGUUACUGUAGUAUCACCUCAAUAUGUGCAUACUACACAAGAAUUCAUAUGUUUAAUGUUAGGCAUUAUUUAUCCAUAUAUACUGAACUUCAUGUAUUCAUGUUGUAUCGCACACUUUAAUAUUAUUUAACAUACCUCUCACUGCGUUCCUGUGGAGGUGCGCCACUUUUGAGAUGUCGGACUGGAAUGCAAAUAAAUUUUCUGGGUAGCAUUACAGUGGCCAGUUUUCUUAGCAACUAAUUGGCAUUAGUUACUUGCCAAUAAGCACAAUUGUCAGCAAUGCUCUUACCUUAUAUUUGAGGCCUUGGGAGGUAACUAAGCAAAGCCCAGUACUAAGUACUAAGAAGAACUUUCCUGACUGGAGGAUAAAGUGUUGACAGCUUUUUGUAAGGGAAAAGGUAUAUUUUAUAACUAAAACUUGUUAUUCACUUUGUAUAGUACAGUGUUGGUAUAGGUGAAUGUUCAUACAGUAUUUAUAUGUAUUAUAAUAGUGAAGUUGAUUUACUGUAUGUUAUGAUGUACCUCAUUAAAAGUGAAACAUUUCUUUAUAUAAUUUAUAACUAAUUAGUAGAAAUUAAUGUUUUGUUAUUUACCAAAAGCUGUCAGUCAAGUGUCUACACAAAUUUAUGCUCAUCAUUUUGCAGUGUCCUAUCUCAAACCUGAAGACAACGUGUGUGUCUAGUCACUACAGGGCCUACCAUAGGAAACGUAAAGCAGAAAGCAAAUGACCUUACAGUGCAUAAACAUAGCCAUGUCAUUUGAAUAUUUAUUUACUCUUUUGAUUCACAAAACAGCUAAAAAAAAGAUAUUUGCCAUUGUUUUACGUAAUUUAUGGAUGUGAAGCCGGCGCAGUGUUUAAUGAUAAAACCUCAACUGUAGUGCCAUAUGAUUAAGUAAGGAGAGGGUUUACGUGGCUUAAGGCCAGAGUGUUUAUGUUAUCCUCACUUGUAUUGAAAACAGUUCAUGAGUAGUGGGGCUUAGACUAAUAGUUACUCUCACGAUAGAUUCAGUGAAUGUAUCCAGUGCAAUGAUUCAAUGCCACCCCAGAGAAUAUCUGCCAAACAAAAAAAAAGAAUCAUAUUUUUCAUAAACAUGACUGUCAUAGUAAUGAUACUCAUUCAUUUCAUCUUGUGUAAAGUUAGUGACUUUUCAAGGCAGUCAUGUUAUAGGAAUAAAAAUGUUUCCACUUGUCCUCCAUCUAGCACCUUCAAGAUGAGGUAUGCCAGGCUGAAACAACUAUAUGUGAUCUUCUGUAUACCCUAUCAAGAUUAAGAGUACAGUACUUAUUUUCAGUACUUAAAGAUAUUUAACAUCAGCAUUGUCAAAUCUUUUACACUAUUCCAUAUUUGUGUUACAUUAACUGGACAAAUGUAGUGAACAUUGAUAGGUAGAUGACCACAUCAUGAAGAUUUUACACUUCCUAUUAUAAUGUGUACAUCAAUGUAUGGAAAUGUGGUCAAGUGUAAAUGAGGUGACACCAAGAUGCUGGGCUACUGAACGGCUUCUUUCUCCUGCCCUGUGUUCCAAGGGUCUCAAUUUAGUGUUAUUUUUAAUUCAGAUUGUACAAAAGACAUAUAAGUGAUUUAAUGCAUUCAUUUUUUUAAAGAAAGGUUGUUCAUUUAUAUAUACAAUAUUGUGUUUGUAAGUCAGGAAAUUAAAAGGGUUUCCUUUUACCCAUGUUCAUUGGAGUUGAGGAAUGUAUUUUGUUUUGUUUAACCCAUUUUAGUUCUCUCCAGUUGCUACUGUUAUUAUCUGCUGUGGUAGACAUCUUCAAUGCAGUAAUUAAUUCUCAUUUGGUUUUGAAGUUUUUAAUAACAUGUAAAUCAUCUACACAUCACAUCCUAAAUACAAUAAAUGCAAAGUAUAUCAAUGAUGAUGUAACUGGAGUGAUCUGAGUGGUCUGUGGUCUUUUUUCAGGAGAUUUCAUAUUGCCAUUUGAAAUGUUCACAAAUCAACAAGAUACAAAUAUUUACUGCCAGUUUAAAGAAGUAUUGCUAUAAUAUUGUACUUAGCAUGCAGUGUUGAAUGUAGUCACCUGUACAUUACAAUGACACCAGUACAUAUCUCGAGGUAAUGUUGUGAAUGUAUCAAAUGAUUUCCAUGUAUCUCCAGAACAUGACCCAAUCCCAAUGUUAUCCUGAGAAGUCUUUCAUAAUGCACUUUCCAGAGCGAAUAUUUUUGAGGGGAGCUAAUUGUGUCAUCAGCCAAAAAUGGUUUGUUUCAUAAUCUUGAAGACAAUGUCGAAAUAGUUGUGUAAAUAAAGAGAAAUUAUGUA